Molecule: messenger RNA, 1932 nt
Organism: Lasiosphaeria miniovina
Lineage: Eukaryota; Fungi; Ascomycota; Sordariomycetes; Sordariales; Lasiosphaeriaceae
Product: cytochrome P450
Exons: 4
Coding region: 1-1932 (643 amino acids)
Molecular function (GO): oxidoreductase activity, acting on paired donors, with incorporation or reduction of molecular oxygen; heme binding; iron ion binding
Source: RefSeq, a predicted model, not a curated record
AUGGACGUGAGGAAGCCGGGCUCUACAUGGACGACCAUGGUAGUCCUAGUCGACGCAUGCCAAGGCGUGGCCGUGAACCUCGGAGACUCCAAUGCGUCCAACGACGGCUUCUCGGAAGCCGUCAACAUCCUCAGCAAGCCCUUUCCCCCACGAACCUUCCAAGUCAGCAUCUCCAAUAUGAUUUCGACGAACUCGAGUGCCAUGACGGACAUAACUGCACUCAUCCUUUCUCCGAGCUUCCUCAUCUCGGCUGCCCUUCUUGUCGCCGGCAAUGUCGUCUUCUUUCUAAUUUCUUACACUCGCCGCCCGAGGGGCUUCCCCCCGGGCCCGCUCGGUCUCCCGGGCCUCGGCAACCUCUUCCAGAUCAACAAAUCGAUUCCUGCUCUGACCUACAGCGCCUGGGCGCACAAGUACGGCCAGGACAGGCCGCUGGGCGUCAAGCUGGGCGCCACCAACAUCGUGGUGCUGAACAGCGCGCGGAUGGUGCGCGAUCUGUUUGAGCGGCGCGGCGCCAUCUACAGCGACCGGCCGCGACCGAACGGCGAGGACGAGAAGUGGAAGUUCCAGACACACGAAGUCCCCGCCUCCCUCUUCCACGACAGCGGGCCCUGGCUGACGCGGUGGCGCCGCGAGUUCAACGGCGCCCUCGGUAGCGCGGCCGCCGUCGCGCGCCUGCACCCGAUGAACGACGCCGAGACGGCCCGUGCGCUGGUUGCGCUGCUCGAGGCGGGUCCGACCACCCGGCGCGCCGAGCUCGAGGACAUCAUCCUGAGCUGGGUCACGAGCGUGCCGUGCAUCGCCGUAUGCGGGCGGCGGCCGGACGCCAUGGCCCACCACGGCUUUGACAUGGACACCUUCCGACGCCGGACCGCCGGCUACAUGAUGCUCCACAAGCCCAGCCUGAUGGACUCGAUCCCGGUGCUCCGGUACCUCCCCGGCAAAUUUGGCAUGGCUGGGUGGAGGGCGAAGUCGCGCGCCGUCGCGAAAGACGUGUUCGAGAUCGCAGACCAGUUCCUCAGCGCCGCCAAGGAGCACCGCGCGGCGCUGGACGGCGCCGACGCCGCGGCGGGAAAGGGUCUCAGCAACAGAACCGAAGGGUACUACGAGAGCCUGGGGGCCCGGAUGCUGCGGGAGCAGCGGGAGAACAGAGACAAGGACAUGUGGACGGACCUGGGCCUCUCGGCGUGGAACAUCGUGGCCGCCGCCAUGUACACGUCGCUUGCCACCUUUUCCACCAUGCUGAUGGUCGUGGCCAAGUACCCAGAUGUGCAGCAGCGCAUCAGGGACGAGGUGUUGCAAGUGUCGGGCGGGGACGGGGCGCCGCUGAAGUCUGCCGACGUUGGUCGCCUGGUCUACACAGAGGCAUUUUGGCACGAGGUUAAUCGGUGGCGGCCUGUAGCCCCGCAGGGCAUCCCUCACGCUCCCGCUCAAGACGAUGUGUACGACGGAUACCAGAUUCCCAAGCACACGGCCGUAUACGCCAACGUGUGGCACAUACACCACUCUCCGGAGGACUACGAGUCGCCCGAAAGGUUCGAGCCGGAACGGUUCCUGCGCCACCCCUUCGGGAUGCGGCCGGGCGCGGCGCACGACCCGGCCACCAUGGAGCCAUCGACGAACUCUGCAUCGGCGAGCGCUCGGGCCACGUACUCGUUUGGAUUCGGGCGCCGGGUCUGUCCCGGAAUGCAGUUGGCCAAGCAGAGCCUGAUACUGGGGCUGGCCAAGAUUCUGUGGGCAUUUGAUGUGCUGCCGGCUCAAGAAGGGGAGGAGCUCGAUCUGGGCGUCGACACGGGCUUUGUCCAGGGACUCAUCACUUUCCAUCCGAAACACCUCGAUGUCUCGCUGAGACUGAGACCUGGACGCAACAAGCAGGAUAUUCUGGACCACUACUCUGAGACCUACAAAGCCGAGGCGGAGCUUAUGGGCUGGUAG